This is a messenger RNA of Scomber scombrus (Atlantic mackerel), 3650 nucleotides long. It is a transcript of the gene sorcs3a, whose product is annotated as sortilin related VPS10 domain containing receptor 3a. Gene Ontology annotation, molecular function: protein binding. Lineage: Eukaryota; Metazoa; Chordata; Actinopteri; Scombriformes; Scombridae. The coding region runs from base 1 to 3594 and encodes 1197 amino acids. The transcript is spliced from 28 exons. The record is from RefSeq and is a predicted model, not a curated record. Gene Ontology annotation, cellular component: membrane.
AUGGAGACUUGGGCUGGCUUCUGCCCAGGCUUGCACUUAUCUCUGGGUAUCUGGGUGAUGAUAGCCGCUCAUACCCUACAAAAUGUCAAGGCGGAGAUAACUUGCGCAUCUUGCCCGUCGCCAGUUCAACUUCACCUGGAGGAAUUACAGCUGGGUAUGCGCACUGACCCGACAGAGGAGCCGAGUCCCCUAAAAAACAUCCGAGUAGAGUUUAGGGAACUCGGGUUUGCAAACCAAAAUAUUGGAGUGGACGACCACCAUGAGACAGGCCCCGAAUUGGGUGAGGAUGCUGCGCUCCGGAGAGCGAGGAGAAGCGGUCCUGAGUUUGCCGAGUUCAGCGAGAGCGGCCGGUCUGGCGUUAAUGCAGCCACUUCGGAGGAUCGGGGCUCGUUAUUAGAGGGACACAAGCAGGGCAGGUCCGAGUAUAGAUGGAACAGGGAUGAAGGGAGAGGGAAUAACCGGCAGGAUGAGCCAAAGCUCACCAGCAGCACUUUCUCUCUGACGGGGGACUCUGCGCAUAACCACGCGGUGGUCUACUGGUCAGGGCAAAACAGCAGCGUGAUCCUGAUUCUAACCAAGCUGUACGACUUUCAUAUUGGCAGUGUCACUGAGAGCACUCUUUGGAGAUCUACCGACUAUGGCUCCACAUACGAGAGAAUGAAUGACAAAGUCGGAUCUAAAACCGUUUUGAGUUAUCUCUACGUCUGCCCAACUAAUAAGAGAAAGAUUAUGGUGUUGACUGAUCCGGAGUUUGAGAGCAGUGUGCUCAUCAGCUCUGAUGAGGGAGCCAGUUACCAGAAGUACCGCCUCACUUUCUACAUCCUGAGCCUUUUAUUCCACCCAACGGAAGAGGACUGGGCCUUAGCCUAUAGUCAUGACCAGAAGCUGUACAGCUCGAUGGACUUUGGCAGAAAAUGGCAGCUCAUCCACGAACGCGUCACACCUAACAGAUUCUACUGGUGUGUCUCAGGCCUCGACAAGGAGCCAGAUCUGGUCCACAUGGAGGCUCACACACCAGAUGGAAGCGUGCAGUAUGUCACAUGCAGAGCUCAGAUGUGCACAGAAGGUAACAGGAACUACCCAUUCCCUGGAUACAUCGACAUCAGCUCUUUAGUGGUUCAAGAUGACUACAUAUUCAUACAGGUUCCUACAUCUGGACGAGCCACUUAUUACGUGUCCUACAAGAGAGAAUCAUUCAUCCAAAUCAAACUGCCUAAAUAUUCCCUGCCAAAGGAUUUACACAUUGUCAGCACUGAUGAGAAGCAGGUAUUUGCGGCGGUGCAGGAGUGGAACCAGAACGACACCUACAACCUCUACCUGUCUGACACCAGAGGAAUCUACUUCACCUUGGCCAUGGAAAAUGUCAAGACCACGAGGGGAAUCGGGGGGAACCAGAUGCUGGACCUGUACGAGGUGGCCGGAAUUAAAGGCAUGUUGAUCGCCAACAAGAGGCAAGACAGCCAGGUGAAGACCUUCAUCACCUACAAUAAAGGCCGGGAAUGGAGGCUCCUACAGGCCCCUGCUGCUGACCUGGAUGGAAACGACAUCCACUGCAUACUGCCUUUCUGUUCACUCCAUCUCCAACUGCAAACGUCAGAGAACCCGUACUUGUCAGGAACAAUCUCUACCAAGAGCUCUGCACCGGGGGUCAUAGUUGCCACAGGAAAUAUUGGAGCGGAGCUGUCUUACAACAAUGUUGGCAUGUUCAUAUCGUCUGAUGCUGGCAAUAGCUGGAGACAGAUUUUCGAAGAGGAGCACAAUGUGUGGUUUCUGGAUAAAGGAGGAGCCCUUGUCGCUGUGAAACAGCCAUCUGUGCCAACCCAACACUUGUGGGUCAGCUUUGAUGAGGGGAGGCAGUGGACCCAGCACAGCUUUUCCCCAGUCCCUCUGUUCGUGGACGGCGUUUUGGUGGAGGCUGGGGCUGAAAACCAGAUCAUGACCUUUUUUGGACACUUCAGCCACCGUUCUGAAUGGCAGCUCAUCAAGAUAGACUAUAAGUCCAUCUUCAGUCGGAAAUGCACGGAGGAAGACUAUCAAACCUGGCACUUGCACAACCAGGGUGAGCCAUGUGUGAUGGGACAAAAACAGAUUUACAUGAAGCGCAGACCUGGAAACUACUGCAUGUUGGGAAAGGACUACUCCAGAAUCCUCUCAGCUGAGUCCUGUAUUUGCCGAGCCCAUGAUUUUGAAUGUGAUUAUGGAUAUGAGCGCCGCAGCGAUGGGAACUGCAGGCCUGCCUUCUGGUUCAAUCCCUCCACUGUCUCCAGAAGCUGCAGCCAGGGUCAAAACUACCUCAACAGCACAGGGUACCGUAAAGUGGUGUUAAACAACUGCACCAAAGGAGUUAAGGACAUGUACACGGCUAGAAAGCAACAGUGCCCCAACAGACCUCCCAAAGGACUUCUGCUGACCACUAAAGAUGGCAAACUUACUGCCAACCUGGGCACCAACGUCACCUUCCUGGUGCAUCUGGAUGAGGGUGACUCUUUACGGACCAACAUCCAGCUGGAUUUCGGCGAUGGCACGGCCGUGUCCUACUCCAACCUGAGCUGGACCGAGGAGGGGAUCAAACACGUCUACAAAUCCGCCGGGAUAUUCCGUGUCACGGCCCUGGCAGAGAACAACAUGGGUUACGACACCACGACACUCUUCCUGCAUGUAACAUGUCCAGUGGAGCAUGUCCAACUUCUUGCUCCCUUCGUGGUCAUAAGGAACAAGGAGGUGAAUAUCACAGCAGUGGUUUUGCCAAGCCACUCUCGCACAGUCACCUACUUCUGGUGGCUAGGCAACAAUACUGAGCCAGUGAUAAGCUUGGAUGGGAGUAUCUCGCACACCUUCCCAAAUGAGGGAAUGCACACCAUCACUGUCCAAGUGGCUGCAGCCAACAGCAUACUACAGGAUACCAAGACCAUAGCUGUCAAAGAAUUCUUCAAAUCUCUACUUUUAUCUUUCUCCCCUAAUCUGGACGAGUUCAACCCCGACAUACCCGAGUGGAGACAGGAUGUGGGGAGAGUAAUUAAGAAGGCUCUGCUCCAAGUAUCUGACUUCCCAGAAGAGCAGCUUUUGGUAGCUGUGUUCCCGGGAGUUCCGACAGCUGCUGAGCUCUUCCUGUUACCUCACAAGAACCAAUCGGAGGGCAAGAAAAAGAGCGAGGAGGAAUUAGAGCAGGUGUCUGACAUAAUUGUAAGUGCGCUGAACCAAAAUUUGGUGGAGUUCGAGCUGAAGCCGGGUGUAAGGGUGAUUGUGUACAACACACAAUUAACACUGGCACCCUUGGUGGAUUCAAACCCUAGACACAGCAGCUCGGCUAUGCUGAUGCUCCUAUCAGUGGUGUUCCUGGGCCUAGCAGUGUUCCUCAUCUACAAAUUCAAGAGAAAAAUACCUUGGAUCAACAUAUACGCAGAGGUGAACCAGGAGAAAGAACAGGAGAUGAUUGGCUCAGUAGGCCAGGGCGACAGCACGCCUAAAAUUACGCUGAGUGAGUUCUCCACAUCCAAAGAACUCAUGGAGAAGGAACUGGAUACCAGGGUCAAAAGGGGAGUCGGAAAUGCCUACGAGAGCACAAGGGAGAUUCCAAACUGUACUAGCGUGUAAAGCCGGCGAGAGCAACAAUUUAUGUACAGAGCAAAAUAUUACAGUGUCGGGGGUUC